Molecule: messenger RNA, 2193 nt
Organism: Salvia splendens (bonfire salvia)
Lineage: Eukaryota; Viridiplantae; Streptophyta; Magnoliopsida; Lamiales; Lamiaceae
Product: beta-glucuronosyltransferase GlcAT14A
Exons: 4
Coding region: 716-2029 (437 amino acids)
Cellular component (GO): membrane
Molecular function (GO): glucuronosyltransferase activity
Source: RefSeq, a predicted model, not a curated record
AGCCUAAUAAGGCCAUAUCAUUAGAAUAGAUGCAUAAAUUUAAUCGAAAAAACUUAAUUUAAUAAGUGUUUUGUUAAUAAUUUAUCUCAAAACCCAACCUUAAGCAAACCGCCCCCUCUCUUUAUCAACGGCAGCAGCUGUGUGUUCUUUCAUUUCUAGCAUAGCAGUUCCACAGUAAGUCUUUUUUAUCACUACAAUUAAUUUGAUCCAAACACUGCAUUGUUUCAGCUGAUUUUCAAGUGGGAAUCCUUCUUGCUUGGUGCAAUGUCAAGAUUUUGAUUUGUUGUAAAUGUUUUUGGGAGUUCUUUCUUGGAAAGAUUGAAUCUUGGGCGAAACCCAUUGUGUAUCUUCGUUUUAGUGUUUGUAGUUUGGUUGUUUGGUUAUUUGUAGGUGAUUGGAUUUGCUGUGAGGUACAAGGUUUGGUUUUGAUAACUUUUAUGGGGGUGAAUACAGAUUGGUAUAAAGCCAAUUUUGAAUUUGAUUUAUUUCUUGAAAUUUCUACCUUGUUUUCUUGAUUUAUGGUAAUUCAAGAACCCUUAUUUUGGCCAACCAUUUUGCAAUACAAAGGGGCCCUUGAAAGUAAAAGGUAGCUCUUUUGUCGGUGGAGAUUUGAGAAUCUUGAAGCUGUUUGCCCUUUCUGUGUAACUAUUUAAGAGAAAAGUUGUAGUUUUUCAUUUCCCUUCUCAAUUCAAAAAGAUUAUAACAAGAAUUGAGUAUGAGGAAGAAUGCCAAUCCUCAUUCAGGAAGGAUGUUUAGUGAUAGAAGAUGGAAAAGACCAUUCUUUGUUAAUCUGCUUGUGUCGAUAACUCUAUUCACCGGCACCAUUUUCGGGCUAUAUCUGUCUCAAUACGCCCGGGAGGAUCAAUUGCAACUCGACACUGAGUUGUUCGAGGAUGCUGGGGAUUCUGAGGGGUAUUUCAUAGAAUCUGAGCUGAGGAAGUCUUUAGAACUGGUGGAGGUUGAUGAAGUCGAACCACCAAGGCUCGCGUAUCUGAUUUCUGGAACGAAGGGCGAUAGCCAGAGGAUGCUGAGGACGUUGCAGGCCGUGUAUCAUCCCAGGAAUCAGUAUAUUCUCCACAUGGAUCUCGAGGCUCCGCCACGAGAGAGGUUGAAUUUGACUAUGUCGGUGAAGAAUGACCCGACGUUUAGUGCUGUGGAGAAUGUGCGUGUGAUGGCUCAGUCGAAUUUGGUGACGUAUAAAGGCCCUACCAUGAUUGCUUGCACUCUCCAAGCUAUAGCCAUUCUGCUGAAGGAGAGCUUGAAUUGGGAUUGGUUUAUUAAUCUGAGUGCUUCUGAUUAUCCUCUUAUGCCUCUAGAUGAUAUACUUUAUGUUUUCUCAAACCUGUCUAGAAAGCUCAACUUCAUCGAGCACACACAGAUCUACGGCUGGAAGCUUAACCAGAGAGCGAAGCCUAUCAUAAUCGAUCCGGGUCUGUACUUGUCUAAAAAAUCCGAUAUCUCCUGGACUACUCAGCGCCGCUCCCUCCCUACAUCUUUUAAGUUGUUUACCGGGUCGGCUUGGGUGGUUCUAACACACUCGUUCGUGGAGUACUGCAUAUGGGGGUGGGACAACCUUCCCCGGGCGAUCCUCAUGUACUACACGAACUUCGUUUCAUCUCCCGAGGGCUAUUUCCACACGGUUCUCUGCAACACCGAGGAGUUUCAGGGCACCGCCGUAAGCCACGACCUCCACUACAUCGCUUGGGACACGCCUCCGAAGCAGCAUCCGAGGUCCUUGACGAUGCGGGACUUCAACAAGAUGAUUAACAGCAGCUCGCCUUUCGCCAGAAAGUUCCACAAGGACGAUCCGGUUCUGGACAAGAUCGACCGCGAGUUGCUGAUGCGGACGGACCGUUUCACUCCCGGGGCGUGGUGUGUAGGGAGCUCGGAAGGCGGGGCCGAUCCUUGCGCGAUACGAGGGGAUGAUUCGGUGUUCAGGCCUGGCCCUGGCGCUGAGAGGCUGCUAGGGCUCAUCAAGACAUUGUUGUCUGAUGAAUUUCGUAGUAGUAAUCAGUGUUUGAAGCAGUGAUGAGAGAGAGAGAGAGAGAGAUGAGAAGCUGUUUGCAAUUUUUCUAAGCAAGUAGUGAUCUUGUUCUCUCCCUAACAGAUGAAGAUAAAAGAUGUACACUGAUAAAUUUUUUUAAGUAUUACAAAACGCUCAAGCCUAAGAGAUGGCGGGCUAACAUUAUAGAA